AUGGCUAUCGUAAGACACUUCGGAAGACCUUCACUUUUCAUCACAUUUACAGCGAAGCCUAAAUGGUCGGAAAUCGUUGCAGAGUUACUUCUAGGUCAAACAGCUGUCGAUCGUCCAGAUUUAGUUGCGAGAGUUUUUCACCUCAAACAACAAAAGCUUUUGUAG
This is a messenger RNA of Morchella sextelata, 165 nucleotides long. RefSeq lists its product as uncharacterized. The transcript has a single exon. The coding region runs from base 1 to 165 and encodes 54 amino acids. The record is from RefSeq and is a predicted model, not a curated record. Lineage: Eukaryota; Fungi; Ascomycota; Pezizomycetes; Pezizales; Morchellaceae.